Debaryomyces hansenii CBS767 is the source of this 96-nucleotide messenger RNA. RefSeq names its product DEHA2G02046p. NCBI's taxonomy places the organism in Eukaryota, Fungi, Ascomycota, Pichiomycetes, Serinales, Debaryomycetaceae. The coding region runs from base 1 to 96 and encodes 31 amino acids. The transcript has a single exon. The record is from RefSeq and is a predicted model, not a curated record.
AUGAAUGAUAGUCCUAUUCAAGAUAACAGACAAAUGGAUACGGACAGAGAAGGAUUCAAUAUAUAUGGAACUAUAGUUUUCGAUAUUUUAAUAUAA